Molecule: messenger RNA, 1536 nt
Organism: Penicillium lagena
Lineage: Eukaryota; Fungi; Ascomycota; Eurotiomycetes; Eurotiales; Aspergillaceae
Product: arylsulfotransferase family protein
Exons: 2
Coding region: 1-1536 (511 amino acids)
Source: RefSeq, a predicted model, not a curated record
AUGGCCCGUUCUAUUUUCUUCCUAUGUGGACUGUUGUCGUUGGCCUCCGGAGAACCGGGUUGGCCGUAUGAAACUUUUCAGACCGGAAAUUGGCAACCUCCUCAUCUGACCCUCCAAAAGAUCGGUGAAACAUAUCCAGGGCACAUCUUUAUAGGCGUUCGAAAGUACAACAAAGCCGGCACUGCGCCAACAAUCUUCGACAAUAAUGGUGACAUGGUGUGGCAAGGCCCACAAGGGGAGAACCUGGACUUUAAGGUGCAAACCCUUUUCAGCCAGGAUGUGAUCACCUACUGGGAUGGACAGCCAGGUGAUAUGGUGUUAGGCUAUGGAGCAGCGCAUAUCCUCGACAACACAUACAAAGAGAUCUACACAGUCACCCUGUACGACGACUUCCAGACGGCUAACGGCUCAACAUUUGACUCCUACAUCGACGGCCACGAACAUUACAUUACACCCAAUAAUACCAUGCUCGUCUCAGCUGUCAAUUUCACUCAGACAAACACUAGCCAUCUUAGAAAUGGCAAGCCCAACAUGUGGAUUAUUGACUCUCUGUUCUAUGAAAUCGACAUCAAAACAAACAAUGUCUUGUUCAAAUGGGAUGCACUGGAGCACAUUCCGAUUUCCAAGUCCAGGAUUAGUAUAAAGGGCGGAAGAAAGCCGACUGAGGCCUGGGACGCUUACCACAUAAACUCGGUUACUACUACCAAAUAUGGAUAUCUGGUCAACUUUCGGCACCUCGACUCUGUUUUCUAUAUUAACAAAGAUGGCUCCAUCAGGUGGGAGCUUUCUGGUGGCAAUGAUGGCAGCGGCGACUUCAAGAGUAACAAUGUUUACUUCGCAUGGCAACAUGACGUCCGCGUCCACAACGAAACCGAUGAAAGCCUAGUACUCAGUCUAAUGAACAACGAUGCAUUAGAGAAUCGGGACACUGGCCCGUCAACAGGGCUGGUCGUCCACGCCGACCUCGUCAACAAGAAGGCAUGGAGAACCUACGAGCUGGCAGAUCCUGCUGACAGUGUCGUUAGCGCAACUCAAGGCAGCUUCCACUUCCUACCAUACUCAGGAAUAGAGCACAUGUUACUAGGCUACGGAUCGAUACCCAAACUCAAGGAAUACGAUGGAGACGGCAACGUAGUUCUUAGAGGACAAUUUGGCAACAACGCAUAUGCGGCGAAUGCCUACCGGAUAUCUAAAUCGCCAUGGAAAGCUACUCCGUACUGGGAUCCUGUUAUAUUCAUCAAUCAUACAACCGAAUAUAAGACCGAUAUUUACAUGAGUUGGAACGGUGCCACGGACUACGACAACUGGGCCAUUUUCUCAGUCCCACCGGAUACUUCAACGUUGCAGGAAGGCCAACGUCUGCUGGUUCCUGAGCGAAACGACUUUGAGACUUCUUGCGAAUGUCUGCUAGUCCAUGAGCGAAACGGCUUCGAGACUCACGUCACUCUUGAGUAUGUUGAUGCCAAGUUUAUCAUUGCUGUUGCGAGAAACGGCGAGAAAAUCAUAGGCAUGUCCUCCGUUGUGGAAUUUGCAUGA